Astyanax mexicanus (Mexican tetra) is the source of this 3431-nucleotide messenger RNA. It is a transcript of the gene g6pd, whose product is annotated as glucose-6-phosphate dehydrogenase. NCBI's taxonomy places the organism in Eukaryota, Metazoa, Chordata, Actinopteri, Characiformes, Acestrorhamphidae. The record is from RefSeq and is a predicted model, not a curated record. Gene Ontology annotation, biological process: glucose metabolic process; pentose-phosphate shunt, oxidative branch. Gene Ontology annotation, cellular component: cytosol. The coding region runs from base 105 to 1739 and encodes 544 amino acids. Gene Ontology annotation, molecular function: NADP binding; glucose-6-phosphate dehydrogenase activity. The transcript is spliced from 13 exons.
CUUAUAAUAUAUACUGGCUAAUAACACAGGAGUAAUGAUAUGUUGUAGAAGUAUUAGCUAAGGGGUUUAGUUGGGUUAAUAACUGUAGAGAAGAUGGGAGGAGGAUGGGCUUUUUUAUAAUGUUGUUGUGUCUGUCCCUGUUUUGCACUGCCACCGAAGAGCCCAGCAAAGUGUCUGGAGGGCAGCUGGAGAAGAUGAGCGCCCUCCCGCUCUCUCGUUCGGAGGUGUUCGGGGAGCUGCGAAAAGAGCUGUAUGAGGAUGUGGAGUUUCAUCACUCCGACGUGCACAUCUUCAUCAUCAUGGGGGCCUCGGGAGAUCUGGCAAAAAAGAAGAUUUAUCCUACUCUGUGGUGGUUGUUCAGGGACGGUCUUCUUCCAGAGCAGACGUUCUUUGUUGGCUUUGCUCGCUCUGACCUGACCGUGGAUGCCAUUCGCACUGCCUGUCUUCCUCACAUGAAGGUGGCAGAUACUGAAGCAGACCGUCUCGCGGCCUUCUUUAAACGUAACUCCUAUAUAAGUGGGAAGUACGGAGAAGAGUCUGCGUUCUCCAACCUGCAUUCACACCUGCUUUCACUGCCUGGAGGAGCUGAUGCCAACCGCCUCUUCUACCUGGCCCUGCCACCCACUGUGUACCACGAUGUCACUAAGAACAUCCGCAAUCAGUGCAUGAGCAGCAAAGGGUGGAACAGAGUGAUUGUAGAGAAGCCGUUUGGACGGGACCUGCAGAGCUCCGAGGAACUGUCCAAUCACCUCUCCUCGCUCUUUACUGAGGACCAGAUCUACCGCAUAGACCAUUAUCUCGGCAAGGAGAUGGUGCAGAACCUCAUGGUCCUCAGGUUUGGAAACAGGAUAUUUGGACCCAUCUGGAACAGGGAUAAUGUGGCCUGUGUGGUCCUGACCUUCAAAGAACCUUUUGGAACCCAGGGAAGAGGGGGAUACUUUGAUGACUUUGGUAUUAUCCGUGAUGUGAUGCAAAAUCACCUGCUGCAGAUGUUGUGUCUGGUGGCCAUGGAGAAACCCGCCUCCACCAGCUCUGAUGAUGUGAGAGACGAGAAGGUGAAAGUGUUGAAGUGUGUGGCACCAGUUACUUCUUCAGAUGUAGUUUUGGGUCAGUAUGUUGGAGACCCAGAGGGGGAAGGAGAGGCUAAGCUGGGUUACCUGGAUGACCCGACCGUCCCUAAAGGCUCCACACAGGCUACGUUCGCCACGGCUGUGCUGUAUGUACGGAAUGAACGCUGGGACGGUGUGCCCUUCAUCCUGAGGUGUGGGAAGGCGCUGAACGAGCGGAAGGCGGAGGUGCGGCUGCAGUUCACAGACGUGCCCGGGGAUAUCUUUAAUGCGCAGUGCCGCAGGAACGAGCUGGUGGUGCGAGUUCAGCCCAAUGAGGCCAUAUACGCCAAGAUGAUGAGCAAGAAACCUGGAGUGUACUUCAGCCCUGAGGAGACUGAGCUGGACCUGACCUACCGCAGCAGAUACCGGGAUGUCAAGCUUCCAGAUGCGUAUGAGCGUCUGAUUCUGGAUGUGUUCUGUGGCAGUCAGAUGCACUUUGUGCGCAGUGACGAAUUGAGGGAAGCGUGGAGGAUCUUCACCCCACUUCUUCAUCAGAUAGAAAAGGAGAAGGUUCCACCCAUUAAGUAUAAAUAUGGAAGCCGAGGUCCUCAGGAAGCAGAUGACCUGGUGCAGAAGGUCGGGUUCCGCUACGAGGGAACAUACAAAUGGGUCAACCCCCAUAAACUGUGAGCGGAGAAGAAGAUGAGGGGCAAGAAAAGUGUGUGUUUGCGUGUUUGAGAGAGUGUGUGUGUGUGUGUGAGUGAGUGAAUGAGUGAGAGGUUUGUGUUUCUAGUAACACAGCAUAUAUUUUGUAUCACAAACCAAAAUGUGGCACAGAAACCACAAAUUCCAUCUUUAAACUUUAACUAUAAAUCUUAAUGUUGAGUCUUAAGCAGUUCUUAUAAAGGGCUCCGGUAAAACUCAUGCUGCAUUUCAGUUAAACUCUGAUGUAGGAAAAAUAUUUCUGUUCCAAGUAGGACCUUUUAUCUGCAAUGCUUUAAUUGGUCGGAUUUCUUAGUGGGAAACCAAGAGUUCUGAAUCCUGAAGAGUAGUAAACAGUAGUAUAAUAGUUACAGUUUCACUAAUAAAAAUUGUGUCUGAUUCAAUCAGCUGCAACACAAAGUACUGACCAACUUCUGUCUGGCAAUAUGUUUUCAAGGCUUUGUAUGUGCAAAAUACAAAGUAUAAUACAUUUAUCAACAGUUAAUGCUAGCAAUGCUAAUCUGGGACAGUGCUAACAAUGACAGCUGAUGUCCAAAAGUUUUACUCAUUCCUAAUUCCUCUCUCUGAUAUCCAACAUCCAAACUAAAUGGAGCGCAGCAUCAGUAACAGCUACUGAACGAUGUUUUAUUAUUUCUAGCUUUUUUUCUUGAGCAUUCAUCAUUAAUAUUCCAUAUUUGUUGGCAGGACUAUAUCUGCUCUACUGUACGCCUCUGUGGACUAAUCUUUAUCAUUCCUGUUCCUGUACUUCCUGUACUCAACUCUCAGUCUUUCACUGUUGUUUACAUUUCAUUAAUUUCAUUCUUAAAGACUCUUCAGGUCCAGACAGCUGCUCACAGUUGUAGCACAAUGUGGAAACUGUGAUCAGUAACUAAUUAGGUCUUAAAGAAAACACACACACAUGCACACGUUCCUCUUUAUUAAACCUUACGCAGGUUGUUUAAUAUUCCAUAGCUUGUUGUUUGUGGUCAAGUUUAAUAGGCAAAAAAAAAAAUGCUUCAAAAUUGGCUUAUUGCUGUUACAUGAUUAUUUAAAAUUCAAAAGUAAGGUUGGUCAUGUAGACACAAUACUCAUUUUUAAAUCAGAGUAAGAUCUGAUCUAAAGUAAUCUGCUAAAAAGAGCUAGUUUUAGCUCAGUCAUCAGGUUUCUCCAAGCAGCUAACCUUAACCUGAUCAGUUACUGACAAACUUCAAUCUUCUACAGUAAUAGUAUUGUGUAUUUUUAAUCUCCUGAAUCUGAGUCAGACCUCUCUGAUUGGCAUACAUAUUAAACAAACAUAAAUUGGGGGAAAAUACUAAAAUGUAGUAUAGAAUAAUAAAAAAAGCUGUAGAACUGAUAAAUGUUAGGAUAUAAAAUAAUAGACAGAUAGUUUGAGGUGUAGGGUUUACAGAUAAUUUACAGGCAAAAACAAAAAUAGGUGCAUUCCAUGCCCUCUUCAUUAUAACCUGAGUAUAAUGAACACAAGCUUUCUUCACACAUUUCUAUUUUUUUUCUUAAAACAGAUAUUACAUACACACGCACAUAUUUUAUCAUAUUCACCAUUGUAUAACUGAAAGAGAAGAUAUUAUUGAGUGAAGCAAAUGCUUUCUUUAAUAGUUAACCAUCUUCACUUAAAAUAAAGAGCAUAUAAUAAACAAAGUUUAUUUAUAUAAUGGGUUUGUG